Messenger RNA from Bufo gargarizans (Asiatic toad), 1022 nucleotides. RefSeq names its product zinc finger and BTB domain containing 8 opposite strand (gene TSLIG1). NCBI's taxonomy places the organism in Eukaryota, Metazoa, Chordata, Amphibia, Anura, Bufonidae. Gene Ontology annotation, cellular component: tRNA-splicing ligase complex. The record is from RefSeq and is a predicted model, not a curated record. Gene Ontology annotation, biological process: tRNA splicing, via endonucleolytic cleavage and ligation. The transcript has 7 exons. Bases 59 to 547 code for a protein of 162 amino acids.
ACGGGAAAUGACAACACAACCCGGAAAACUGUGAGAGGUGCUCAACUGUUAAUAAGAUAUGGAUGAGCGUUACUACACGGUGACGAAGGAGCAGACUGCCGUGAAAGCCAAGUACCCGGCUGUGGUGAAGAAGCAUGAAUAUUUGGACCACACUGCUGACGUACAACUACAUGCUUGGGGGGAAACAUUGGAGGAAGCAUUUGAACAAUGUGCCAUGGCUAUGUUCGGCUACAUGACUGAUAUAGAGACUGUGUCGCCUAUAGAUACAGUAGAAGUGGAGGCUGAAGGGGGUGAUUUGCUCUCUUUACUGUAUAACUUCCUAGACGAGUGGCUCUAUAAGUUCAGUGCUGAUCAGUACUUCAUACCUCGGGAGGUGAAAGUGCUACACAUAGACAGAAUGAAUUUCAAGAUCCGUUCGAUUGGGUGGGGAGAAGAAUUUAGUUUAUCUAAGCACCCACAGGGCACAGAAGUGAAAGCCAUUACAUAUUCAGCCAUGCAGAUCUGUGAAGAAGAGAAGCCUGAGGUUUUCGUCAUUAUAGAUAUUUGAAGUUUACUAGAAUUCUCCUCGAUCAUUAGAGACAGCAGAGAUUCCUCGGAACAACCAUGGAGAUGGAUGCCUUACCUUCUGCACUGGACACUUUUAUACCAUGAUUUAGGAAACUAUAUGGUGUUUGCAUGGUGGUGGAAAUUAAUCUGUACUAGUAAGGGCAGGUUCUCACCAGCACUAGGAAUUCUGUUUUGCUCCGUCCUAAUACAUGUCUACGGGCACAAAUAAUGGUUCCAUUAUAUAUAUAUAUUUUCCUCUUCCUCCCCCCCCAUCAUCAUGUAUAACGUAACUGUUAUUUGUGCCUGUAGACCUGUAUUAGGAUGGAGCAAAACGGAAUUCCUCUUAAAGGGUUCCGUUAUAAUGGAAUUUCUAGCGCUGGUGCGAAUCUGUCCUAAGAGGACUAUAUUUGAGGCAGGUGUCCACGUUCAGGUUUUCUGAUGCAGCUACGAGUGAAUAAAUGAUUUAGGCUUUCUUU